Messenger RNA from Tricharina praecox, 2132 nucleotides. RefSeq names its product citrate synthase-like protein. Gene Ontology annotation, biological process: tricarboxylic acid cycle. The transcript is spliced from 2 exons. Gene Ontology annotation, molecular function: acyltransferase activity, acyl groups converted into alkyl on transfer. The record is from RefSeq and is a predicted model, not a curated record. NCBI's taxonomy places the organism in Eukaryota, Fungi, Ascomycota, Pezizomycetes, Pezizales, Pyronemataceae. The coding region runs from base 381 to 1850 and encodes 489 amino acids.
GUAAUCCUCCACCUAUCAGCCCUUCGAAGUUCGUACAGUGUUCCCACCAAGCUCUUUGCAGCCAUCAUCAUUUGACCGGAGAGCGUUAGACAGCGGAUUGCCAUGUGACAGCGUAGCGCGCAUUUGUUUACGCUUGUGAAACGGCUAUGGCGGUCGCACAUUCCUACGGUACGUCAGACGGCCCGAUGAGCUACCUCGGCAUCCCUGGAGCAGGUGCUUGAGCGAGCAGCAGAUGUUCGUUCACCACCACCACAGGUCCACUCCGCGUCCCUGCCAUUAAUUAGACUGUUAAAUAUAUCUCACCGAGCCCGCGCACUUUCGUGACAGCUUCAGCUUCGGACUCAUUCCGAUAAAUCCAGCAAGCAAGCAAGCAAGCAGCCAUGGCUAUCACAACGAUGACGCAGACGACUAUGAAGCCCCCGCCAAAGGAGUCAGUCACGAUCACCGACAACCGCACGGGCAAGACCAUCAUCGUGCCAAUCACCAACAACUCGAUUCCCGCGGUCGCCUUCAAAGCGCUCAAGACGACCCCCGCCAUCAGCAGUGACAGCAUCGACACCGAUGACACGGCGAACGGCAUCCGGGUCUUCGACCCGGCCUUCCUGAACACGGCCGCGAUCUCCAGCAAGAUCACCUUCAUCGACGGCGACCGCGGCUUCCUCAUGCACCGCGGCUACCCGAUCGAGCAGCUCGCCGAGAAAUCCGACUUCCUCGAGACCGCCUACCUGCUGAUCUACGGGCGCCUCCCAGACAAGAAGCAGGACAGCACGUGGCGCUACGAGGUGAUGCACCACACCGAGAUCUCCGAGGACGUGAAGAAGGUGAUCGGCAGCAUGCGAUACGACUCGCACCCGAUGUCAGUGUUCAUCUCCGCAUUCGCGGCUUUGGGCGCCUUCGCGCCCGAAGCCAACCCUGCACUGCAGGGGCGAAACCUGUACAUCCAGAACAAAGACGUGAUGAACAAGAACAUCAUCCGGAUCCUGGGGAAGGCGGGGACUGUGGCCGCGGCAUCGAUGCGGCUGCGCAUGAACCGCCCGCUGAUCCCGCCGCGCGCCGACUACUCCUACUGCGAGAACCUGCUGUACAUGAUGGACUCGCAGAGCGAGGCUGAGAACUACCGGCCCGACCCGCGGCUUGUGCGCGCCCUCGACAUCCUCUUCAUCCUCCACGCCGACCACGAGAUGAACUGCUCCACAGCGACGAUGACACACGUGGGCUCGUCGCUGGUGGACCCGUACUCCGCGAUUGCCGCGAGCGCCGCGGCGCUAUACGGCCCGCUGCACGGCGGCGCAAACGAGGCCGUCAUCCGCAUGGUCGAGAAAAUCGGCACGGUGGACAACGUCCUGCCGUUCCUGGAGAAGGUCAAGGCGAAGAAGGAGCUGCUGUUCGGCUUCGGCCACCGCGUCUACCGCAAUACCGAUCCGCGCUCCAAGAUCAUCCGCGAAGUUGCCGAGACCGUCUUUGAGGCGUGCGGCAGGGAGCCGCUGAUCGAGGUUGCUACUGCCCUACGUGACGCCGCGCUUAAGGACGACUUCUUCGUCUCCCGCAGGCUCUACCCUAACGUCGACUUCUGGAGCGGGCUGAUCUAUAAGGCGCUUGGCUUCCCGCUCGAUUUCUUUCCCAUCCUGUUUGCCGUCCCCCGUGUGGCCGGCUGGCUGGCCCACUGGAAGCAGAUGCUGGACCAUGGAAACGGCAAGAUCUGGAGGCCCAGACAGGUGUAUGUCGGUGAGGGAUUGAGGGACUAUGUUCCCAUCGAGAAGAGGGCCGAGAUUGAGGUCUCGAAGGAUCAGGAUGGUGUGCUGGAGUUGCCGCAUUACCAGACUAAAAGACGGCUGGGGGCGAAGUUGUAAAAUGGACAUGAACAUGCAGGCGGUGUAGGAUUACUUUGUAUUUCUUUUUUUCUCUUUUUUCUUCCGAAUGCUUUUCUUCGUUUCUUCAUUUCUUCGUGUAUUUGGAUAUCCAGGCUAUUUUUAUUUCUAUGGAGUACAAUUCGUAUCAUUACAGUGAGCCGCUCAAUGCUAUCACAUGUGCCAUCAAUCUUCACAAUCUUCAGUCUAUCGGCCAACCAAACCAGUCUCUCACCACCUCCGUUUCUUCUUCUUAUCCGGCUCCUCCUCUUCCUCCUCCUCCUC